GACUUUUCUGCCGAAAUCACAAAAUGCUACUCGCUAGUUGCUACUACUAUGUCUUCAAGUAGAAGCCCAAUUUAGCACAAGGUUAAUGACAAUUGAUCACAUAAAUGCUUCACUAAUUUUCGCCACUCACAAAGAGUCUCAUCAUAGAAAGUAAUUAUAACUACAGUGCUUUAGGAAUCUAAGACAUGAAAAAACAGGGAGGAGUUUACUCAAUCCGACUCCCAUCACCGCUUCGGCCUCUCCGAAAUAUUGAAAGCAUAUCUUGGUAGUUGUACAGAGUCGUCAUCAACUGAAAGCAUGCAAAAUUCUGGAUUUUAUAGAGAUCUGUCAAGCACAAAGUUUUGGAGGGCACCAAUGAAAAAGGGUCCAAGAACCUCUGCAACCAUCAUGGUCCUCCUCUUUCUUCUCGUAGCAGUGUGGAUUUCUUCUUCAUGGAUUAACUCUUACUUUUCUGUUGUUGUGCAGACAACUUUGGCUGUAAGCAAUGAAAGAAAGCAACAAAUGAUUGUUUCUACGCCGCAGAGGAAUUCUGCAAAGAGGAAGAUUGAAGUGUCACUCAAUUGUUCCUUGGGAAAUUUGACACAAACAUGUCCGUCAAAUUAUCCAACAACGUUUGGUUUCACUGAGUCUGAAACUGACGACGGAUUGUCAAAUGUGACGUGCCCUGAUUAUUUCCGCUGGAUCCAUGAAGAUCUAAAGCCAUUUAGGUCCAGUGGGAUUACCAGGGACAUGGUGGAAAGAGCUAAAGGGACUGCCCAUUUCAGGUUGGUAAUAGUGAAGGGGAAGGUCUAUGUGGAAAAAUACAAGAAAUCAAUACAGACUAGAGAUGUGUUUACGUUGUGGGGGAUUCUGCAGCUUUUGAGACGGUAUCCCGGAAGGUUACCGGACUUGGAGCUCAUGUUUGAUUGUGAUGAUCGGCCGGUUAUCCAAUCGCGCAGCCAUCGUGGACCAAAUGCAAAAGCGCCACCACCAUUAUUUCGGUAUUGUGGGGACCCGUGGACACUGGACAUAGUCUUCCCUGAUUGGUCUUUUUGGGGCUGGGCUGAAAUUAGCAUAAAACCGUGGGAGAAUAUAUUGAAGGAGUUAAAAGAUGGGAACAACAGGAUCAAGUGGAUGAAGAGGGAACCGUAUGCCUACUGGAAGGGAAACCCUUUUGUAGCUGACACCAGAAAAGACCUCCUUAAGUGCAAUGUCUCGGACAAAGAGGACUGGAAUGCUCGCCUCUUCAUCCAAGACUGGAUCCGUGAGUAUGAACAAGGGUAUAAGCAAUCAGACCUUGCAAGUCAAUGCACUUACAGAUACAAGAUAUACAUUGAGGGAUAUGCAUGGUCUGUUAGCGAGAAGUACAUUUUAGCGUGUGACUCCCCUACAUUGCUUGUAAAUACCAAUUUCUAUGAUUUUUUCUUGAGAAGCAUGCAACCUGUACACCAUUACUGGCCUAUAAGAAAUGAUGACAAGUGCAGAUCGCUCAAGUUUGCUGUAGAUUGGGGUAACAGCCAUAAACAAAAGGCACAGGCAAUUGGAAAAGCUGCUAGUGAUUUCAUUCAGGAAGAGCUCAAGAUGGAGUUUGUUUACGAUUACAUGUUUCAUUUAUUGUAUGAAUAUGCAAAGCUUUUGAGGUUUGAGCCAAAAAUCCCAGAAGGAGCAAUGGAAAUAUGUUCAGAAACAAUGGCUUGCCAUUCAAAUGGAACGGAAAAGAAGUUCAUGUUGGAGUCUUUGGUGAAGAGUCCAUCCGAUAAUACUCCAUGCACUCUGCCCCCUCCUUAUGAACCUCGCGUUCUUGGAGCCUUUCUCAGAAGGAAAGCUAAUUCAAUCCGGCAAGUGGAGACCUGGGAAAACAAUUUCUAUGAGAGCCUUGAAAAUGGUAGCAAGAGCAAAACUUCCUAGGCUGACAAGACUUGGGGCUUUUUUUCUUUUUCUUUUUUUUUCUUUUCGAGGCCUCAUAUUGAUUAUUCUUGUGGCCUUGAGAAAACACCGGCAUAAAACUGCAAGUCAAAAUAUACAAUUUCUUUCGAGAUGGUACUAUAUAUACUAACAAAAAAGAGAUCUAUUUUUUUUUU
This is a messenger RNA of Coffea arabica (coffee), 2060 nucleotides long. The record is from RefSeq and is a predicted model, not a curated record. NCBI's taxonomy places the organism in Eukaryota, Viridiplantae, Streptophyta, Magnoliopsida, Gentianales, Rubiaceae.